This is a messenger RNA of Cyphellophora europaea CBS 101466, 699 nucleotides long. RefSeq lists its product as uncharacterized. The coding region runs from base 1 to 699 and encodes 232 amino acids. The record is from RefSeq and is a predicted model, not a curated record. NCBI's taxonomy places the organism in Eukaryota, Fungi, Ascomycota, Eurotiomycetes, Chaetothyriales, Cyphellophoraceae. The transcript is spliced from 2 exons.
AUGGUGGCACACGACGACUUUGUGCAAGACCUCUACCAUUUCCGUCCCGAUGAAUCAACAAGGAAUAUGCCGCUGGGACCAGGCGCUGCGUCCAUGAACCCGGAAAGUACGCUUUUCGGUCUGCCGAGAGAGCUCAGAAUGAAGAUAUACGAGUAUGCCUUUGAGGGCCACACGCUUUCCCUGGUCAGAAGCUCGACCGGUAAGCCGAAAUGCCUAUAUACGCCGCCCUCUCUUCUGGAGAAUUCCAGGUUCUCCGUUGAUCGACUCAAGCGCAGUUUGAUGAAACCCUACUCCCAUCCGGACCAAGACCCAAGUACAUAUCCUCAUCUACUUUGCCGCGUAUCCAAGGUGAUUCGUGAAGAAGCCAUCCCCAUUUCGGCUGCUUGCACUAAGAUCUUGCUCUGUCCCGAACUCCCACCCGUGCCGUUCUAUCGAGCCGCCUACGGUCCACCUACCAACAGCGGCUCCAAUCAUUGCAUCAUGACCGUCAGCCCAAAAGAGGUGCUCAACUUGAAGUUCCGAAAUGCGAUCAAUGGUCUAUCCCUUAGCAUGCGGAGCACCUUAGUCAUAGAUUACAAGAAACUUCCCAAGCUGGCUGGUCAUCAACACGGACCUGAAGCACGGCAAGAUUCUGGGCGGGCGCACGGGCGGCCCGCAACUGCAGCGCGUGGACCUGCGGCCAACGGCGUGGUUGCUUGA